AAAUGCCCCGUCAGAGCAUGCGACUCAAGGUGGCGGCUGAGAAGGCCGUAGCCUCCGUCACGGCCUCGCCAGCCAAGAAGAAACGCAAAAGCGUCACUGCUGUCAAAGUGGCCGCUGAAGUGGCCGCCUCCGCGUCGUCUCUGAAGCCUAAGAAGGCCAAAACAUCCUCCUCGGACAAUAAGAGCGCAUGGGGGGCACUCUUCUCCAAACCCAACAAGCAAGAACGUGCUCGCCCACUCGUAGCAGAGGCUAUUUCCCCCGAACUCCAAGCGAAAAUCGACGCGUUUCCCUCUUUUCAGGACGUUUCUAGGCGCUCGACGGACGAUAUCGACACAAAAAUCAUCGCAUGGAACGUAAAUGGUCUGCGUGCUGUCCUCAAGCGGGAUGAAAGUGUCCACCUUCGCGCCUACGUGGCCCAGGAGGACCCCGACAUUUUCUGUCUUAGCGAGACCAAAAUCUGCCGCGACGAGCUUCAGAAACUCGAGGACUUUUUGCCUCAGUACGAACACCAAUAUUGGUCCUGUGCGAUCAAAAAAGGGUAUGCUAGCACGGCCAUUUUCAGUAAAACCAAGCCUCUCAGUGUGAAAGACGAAAUCGUUGUGGGAGACCACGACUCUAAAGGGGUCACGAAGUCCGCAAAUGGCGGGAAGGACCAAGAAGGACGCUUUCUAGCGUUAGAAUUUCCUAAAUUCUGGCUAGUCCACACGUAUGUGCCCAAUGCAGGAGGCAAAUUGGAACGCUUGGAUUUUCGAACCGACCAAUGGGACAAGGCUAUUCUCCGUGAGAUGAAAGAGAUGGAGAAGACGAAGCCAGUGAUCUGGUGUGGAGACUUGAAUGUCGCUCAUCAAGAGAUCGACAUUCAUAACCCCAAGGGGAACCACAAGAGUGCAGGGUUUACGGAUGAAGAGAGGGAGAGCUUCGGCAAUAUCUUGGAGAGCGGGUUGGUGGAUACUUUCAGACACUUACAUCCGGACAAAGUGGAAUACUCGUACUUUGGAUACCGCCACAACAUGCGUGCCAAGAACAAGGGAUGGCGAUUGGACUACUUUGUUGUGUCCGAGAAGUUGAUGCCUCACGUGCGGUCGUCGUAUAUCCGACAAAGUGUUGUUGGUAGUGACCAUUUGCCCAUUGGUUUGGAGCUAGGAGGAUUGUCGUAAGGGCCACUAGUUCGUACUGGUCUGCAUGGAUACGUGUAUGCGUGGUACGGAAAAACGGAGUAUUCAAUUCGCGUAAGCGGGUGACUCGCUUGUCUUCGAGCUUGCUCGAUCGCGUCAGUUUUAUCGAUGCAAGUUCAGAUCCAUUACCGCACUCUGCCCUAGUAGUUCAAAGUAAAUUGUCCUCAAUGUUAGCAUGCCUAUUGCACCGAAGAGAACAAGGCCUUUUGUUAACAACUACUAAAUUUAUAAAAUGGAUGUAUGAAGUGCGGGCUAAUGGUAAGAUAACGCAAGGCUAUUCCUUAAAAGUGUGAGCGUAUAUUCACACUACUAUCAUUGAAAAGAAAAUUCACCCUCCAUGUCAAG
Phytophthora nicotianae INRA-310 is the source of this 1520-nucleotide messenger RNA. RefSeq names its product exodeoxyribonuclease III. Lineage: Eukaryota; Oomycota; Peronosporomycetes; Peronosporales; Peronosporaceae. The annotation marks the transcript as partial. Gene Ontology annotation, cellular component: nucleus. Gene Ontology annotation, molecular function: double-stranded DNA 3'-5' DNA exonuclease activity; phosphoric diester hydrolase activity; DNA-(apurinic or apyrimidinic site) endonuclease activity. Gene Ontology annotation, biological process: base-excision repair. The transcript is spliced from 2 exons. The record is from RefSeq and is a predicted model, not a curated record.